Ipomoea nil (Japanese morning glory) is the source of this 2449-nucleotide messenger RNA. RefSeq names its product probable serine/threonine-protein kinase At1g54610. The transcript is spliced from 9 exons. The record is from RefSeq and is a predicted model, not a curated record. Gene Ontology annotation, molecular function: ATP binding; cyclin-dependent protein serine/threonine kinase activity; RNA polymerase II CTD heptapeptide repeat kinase activity. Gene Ontology annotation, cellular component: nucleus; cyclin-dependent protein kinase holoenzyme complex. Bases 22 to 2076 code for a protein of 684 amino acids. Lineage: Eukaryota; Viridiplantae; Streptophyta; Magnoliopsida; Solanales; Convolvulaceae. Gene Ontology annotation, biological process: protein phosphorylation; positive regulation of transcription elongation by RNA polymerase II.
AUGCUUAUGAAAGAAGGCUAAAUGCCGAAAGCAAUGGGGUUGGGGAAAAUUAGGACAGGUCUUAAGACAAGGAUAAUGGGGUGCAUUUGCGCCAAGGGGGGAGGCUCAAUGAAGAAGCUAACCACCCGGAAGCACAACAGCAAAGGGAAAGACAAAGAAGCAAAGAGGCAGGCUUCAAAGCGCAAUUGUAGAAAAGAAGACAUAGUGUUGGAGGUGGAGGAUGGCACUCCGGAGGUCUCUGCCCUCAUUGUUUCUGAUGAGAAAACUGUAGUUCCUGCGCCACAGGGUGGUGGUGGUGGGUUGGAUGAGAAGGAGAAGAAGCGUGUGGUGCCAAAGAUGAAGAAGCACCACACCAUGGAUGUGGGGGGAGGAGGAUUGGAGCCUCAGAUAAAUAGGAUGUUCAGUGUGAAGAAUGGAGUUGAUGGGGCACAGGUUGUUGCUGGAUGGCCAUCCUGGCUCACUGCGGCCGCAGGGGAAGCUAUCAAAGGCUGGGUUCCAAGAAAGGCAGACGCAUUUGAGAAGUUAGAUAAGAUUGGUGAAGGGACAUAUAGUAGUGUGUACAGAGCCCUUGACCUUGACAAUGGAACUAUAGUUGCACUAAAGAAAGUGCGGUUUGGCAACAUGGAUCCAGAAAGUGUUCGUUUUAUGGCAAGGGAAAUUCUCAUCCUGCGCAGGCUGGACCACCCGAAUGUUAUGAAGCUCGAAGGUCUUGUGACUUCUCGGGUUUCAGGCCAGCUACAUCUUGUGUUCGAGUAUAUGGAGCAUGACCUUGGCGGCCUUUCUGCAUCACCAGACAUCAAAUUUGAUGAAUCACAGAUAAAAUGUUACAUGCAGCAGCUCUUUCGCGGGCUGGAACACUGCCAUAGUCGAGGGGUUUUGCACCGUGACAUCAAGGGCUCUAAUCUUUUGAUUGACAACAAUGGAACUCUCAAGAUAGCGGAUUUUGGACUUGCAACGUUUUACCGUGCCAAUCAAGUGCAGCCUCUAACAAGCCGUGUGGUCACAUUGUGGUUUCGGCCUCCAGAGCUUUUGCUUGGUGCUACUAACUACAGCGAGGCUGUGGAUAUAUGGAGUUCUGGUUGCAUCCUUGCUGAAUUGUACGCGGGAAAACCUAUCAUGCCUGGAAGGACCGAGGUUGAACAGCUGCAUAAAAUCUUUAAACUUUGUGGUUCUCCAUCUGAUGAGUUCUGGAAGAAUUCGAAAUUGCAGAAUGCAACGAUUUUUAAACCUAAGAAGACUUAUGAACGCCGCAUUGCUGAGACAUUCAAGGACUUGUCUCCAUCGUCUUUAUCACUUCUGGAUUCUCUCCUGUCUUUAGAACCUGAGCGUCGAGGAACUGCAAGUUCAGCACUGGAAAACGAGUUCUUCACAACAACGCCUCUUCCGUGUGAUCCAUCAGCACUGCCAAAGUACCCACCUUGCAAGGAAUAUGAUGCUAGGAUGCGAGAUGAGAUGCUCAGAAGGCAAAAUGGCAGCGGGUAUAAGUGUAAAGAUUCUGAAGGGGCUACUCCAGCGCCUGGUGAUCUCGCGAAGCUGCAAGAUGCAAUAAAGAAAUGGCAAGGGCAGUUGAAGCUGAAGAAAUGCGGGGGGAUGAGUGAAGUUGAUAAUUCAAGGCGUCUUGGUGGUUCAGAGUUGAGCCGACAUGUAUCCUUCAAAGCUCGGGGAGGAGGAGUGGGGCAACUACCGAUGUUCUGCAGCUCAGCAGCCCCCCACCCCGCUGCUAUUGGCCUGGAUCUCUGCCGGGAGGACAUCAGUGUAAAUUCACACUGGCACCGCCUCGCUAUGAAAUGUAAUCGAGUCAUUGAUAACGAGUCUGAUCAUCACUACCAGAAUGAUGAGCAGAAACCUAGGAAGGAUACUAUGAUGGGCUAUGUUCCACAGACUGGUCACAUACACUACUCUGGGCCAUUGAUUCCAGCCGGAGGAAACAUAGACGAAAUGCUCAAGGAACACGAGAAGCAGAUCCAAAACGCUGUGCGCAAAGCUCGCCUUGACAAAACUAGCAAGGCAAAGAAAGGCAACAUUGACUAUGGACAAACCGAAUCUCUCUUGCAGUAUGUUGGCAACGCCAGCUAACUUCUCGGGUUUCAGACAAGAUUCAUACUUAACGGUCACGAGGAGUAAAUUAACCCCGAGCUGCCAGAGGGGGAAUGCUGCAGAAAGAGGACUAACAACACACCAAUAUGUUGAGGAUGAUCAAUAAAGACUCCUGAGAUUUAUAAUGUUAAUAUGUUAUACCUAUAUAUAGAGCCAGAUUCAGAUAGUAUCAAGAAUGGUUCCUGCACAGAAGUCUUUCUUGAUUGCUUGAACAGUGUGAACACACACUUCAGCUGGAAUGUAGGAGUCUGGUAUAUCUGAAAAUUUUGUACCUUCUCAAGUGUAAUCUGUUAUUGUAACACUAUCAUUAAACUCUUCAUGGGAAUCUAGGAUAUACUGGUUCCUAUGUUGA